Molecule: messenger RNA, 3234 nt
Organism: Artibeus jamaicensis (Jamaican fruit-eating bat)
Lineage: Eukaryota; Metazoa; Chordata; Mammalia; Chiroptera; Phyllostomidae
Gene: DRAM1
Product: DNA damage regulated autophagy modulator 1
Exons: 7
Coding region: 397-1113 (238 amino acids)
Biological process (GO): regulation of autophagy
Cellular component (GO): lysosome
Source: RefSeq, a predicted model, not a curated record
CGACCCCCGGCCGAGCCCUAACCAAAAGCGAAAGGAGCUGCGUCCCCAGCGUGGAGUCCGCAGGGAGGUCGCCGCCGGCCUCCCAGUCCGCGGGGCCGCCACUUUGUGACUUCACGCGUUUCGCAACAAGCCCGGACCACUCGCGCCCCACCCACCCCGGCCGCUGCUGAGCCGUCCGCCGCCUCCUCCGGUCUUCCUCUCCCUCCGGGCGGUCUUCCUCUCCCUCCGGGCCGGGCCUGCCUCCGCCUUCGCGGAGCCGCCCGUCCAGCCCGUCCGAAGGCAGCGGCUGUCCGGCCCUGGUCGCCGCCUGCCGGGCUGGCACGUGGCGGCCCCCCGCUCCUCCGAGCCGCGCGACGCCUGGCCCCCAGCUGAGCGCAGCGCACUCCUAGCGUCGAGAUGCUGUGCUUCUUGAGGGGAAUGGCCUUCGUCCCCUUCCUCCUGGUGACCUGGUCCUCCGCCGCCUUCAUCAUCUCCUACGUGGUCGCUGUGCUCUCCGGGCACGUCAACCCCUUCCUCCCCUACAUCAGUGAUACAGGAACAACACCUCCAGAGAGUGGAAUUUUUGGAUUUAUGAUAAACUUCUCUGCAUUUCUUGGUGCAGCCACAAUGUACACAAGAUACAAAAUAGUGGAAAAGCAGAAUCAAACCAGCUAUUUCAGCACUCCUGUUUUUAACCUGGUGUCCUUAGUUCUGGGAUUGGUGGGAUGUAUCGGAAUGGGCAUUGUUGCCAAUUUUCAGGAGUUAGCUGUCCCGGUGGUCCAUGAUGGCGGCGCCCUGCUGGCUUUUGUCUGCGGUGUGAUGUACACGCUCCUGCAGUCCAUCAUCUCCUACAAGUCGUGUCCUCAGUGGAACAGCCUGUCCACGUGCCACGUACGGAUGGCCAUCUCUGCCAUUUCCUGUGCGGCGGUCAUCCCCAUGAUUGUCUGUGCUUCCCUAAUUUCCAUAACCAAGCUGGAGUGGAAUCCGAAAGAAAAGGAUUAUGCGUAUCAUGUGGUGAGUGCGAUCUGUGAGUGGACAGUGGCCUUCGGUUUUAUUUUCUACUUCCUAACAUUCAUCCAUGAUUUCCAGAGUGUCACUCUAAGGAUUUCCACAGAAAUCAACGAUGACAUUUGAAGAGAGAAGAAUUAUAUUUUAGUCAUUGGAAGGUGCAGACGAUUUUGAGAAGCGGCGCAGGGGACAUGCAGGGCUUGAAUGCAGCUGCCCUGUGGCCGGCCUCUGUGGCUCCUCCGGGACUUGCGUUUCAUUAAGAAUUCCCAAUAGUUGUACUAGUUCCAAAGGUAUGUUUUCCUAGAGAAUGUAGAGCACUAUGGCAUUGUAGCAAUGUUUUUACAAUUUUCUAAACUGACACUUUUUCAUAUUCACACAUUCAUUACACAAAAAGAUGUUAAGGAAAAAAGGAGAGCUCUUAUUUUUCUACAGAUUCUGUUCUGUUAUUUCUUUGUGUGUGAGUCGUUUCUGGAAAUACACUAAAUGAGAAAUUUAUUAACAGGUAAAAUCAGGAUAUUUUUAAAGUGCAUUUUUAGAGAAUGAGCUGUAUAAUUUUAUAUCAUGAGGGCAUUUGUACAAUUCAAUUUAUAGUGAUCAUCAAGACUUAGUUAAUAAAUUAACACUAACUAUGACAGUCUGAUUUCUAGAUGAACUAGGCAAAAUGCUUCUAUUGAAAAGCCUUAAUAUCACUGUACACAUUAACUCUAAAGUGAACGUGGCAGAUGUCAGUUUUGAAUUUCUGUUCUGCUCACAGAGCUGGAGGCUUUUCCUUUGCUGCCGAUUAGCAGUUUGUAAGUGGGCAUUCAUGGAAAAGAGAUUCCGGGAAGGAGACUUCACUUAAUACUAAACUGCAAAGCCAACCUGUGAAAAAUCAUUAAAAAUACCAUUUAUAAAACCACCCUGUAUCGUCACUGGCAUAACUUGAUAAUACAGUUAAGGCUCAGAAGUUGAUACUCUCAUCCUGAAUUCAUGUUAUGCUGGUAAACAUGUUGAAGAGAACAUAGGUCCCAGAGAGGAGAAAGGAGAGGCCACCGAGGGCAGUUUGUUUGCUGCUCCUUUAGUGCCUGUGGUUGGAUGUUUGCCCACCAUAGGGAAGGCGAAUCAGGCCCUUUGUUAAGCAAGACCUACACACUCUGCCUUUUUUGCCCAAAUCACAGAUGACGAAUGAAAAGCAAGUCCUUCCAGCAGAAAAUGUAUGCCUUGCAAUUUUUAAUGCUUGCAUUGAAAAAUUAGACAAAGAACUCUCCUUCCUGGACCCUCCAGACACAAACCUGUGUCCCACCCUUGAGGGCUCAUGCCAAGAGCAGAGCAGCCCACCUGGACAGCCUUGGAGGGGACCUGGGAGUGGUGAGCCCGCGAUGGCUCCCCAGUAACUACUUGUUGAGUGAGUGAAGGGUGAGACUCAGCAGCGUUUAGCCACCUCUGCAGUGACAAACUGUGUGUCCCCCAAGUGCUCAGCAGAGGGAACCUGAUAACCAUCUCUGGGUCUGUUGUAACUUGUCAUAAUGCUGUGGAUCCCCAUAGUCACACUGGAACUGCAACACUGAUCAAAGCCAUGUCAAGCAGGUGUUAUUCUGAAGAGGAGGAGAAUGCCACACGUUUACUGAGGAGACUGUACUGUAGUAGAAUGCAUUCCUGGUUGGCCUCACUUCGAACAGACUUAUCAACUGCACUUCCCAUAAUGCACUGUUGUUCUCACUUCCUCAUCUCUCUGAGAGCUAUAAGAUUAGGAGCUCUUCGAUGACAGAGUGUGUGCCUUCAUCUUUAUCUUUAUAACUCCAGCAUUUAACCGGGCAUUGCCUGGUACACAGAAGGUGCUUAAUAAAUACUCAUUGAAUGCAGGAAUGAAUGAGUGAACAAAUCAAGGAAUGACUCAGGACACUUGUAGUACUGACUAGUGAGCUUUACUCUGAUUUACUAGUUAAGUGGUGCACCAGUAGUUCUUGACUGUUUUGCUUUGGUCACUGUAAGUGUUUCAGUUGUCUGAGCUUCACCAUUCUCUGACAACUCUCUUCAAGCUGGACAGUCACCGCAGAAAUUGGUACAUAGGCUAGACAACAUGGUACACCUGGCUUGGCAAACUGAGAAGGCCAGAAUUCCCUUCAGACAGUCACAUUCUGCUGAUCUCAUACAACCUCGAAAGCUGGUCUGAUCUGCAUUUGGGUCAUUUACAAUGUCCAAGAACUUGCAUUUCUUUGGACCUCAUGGCUGAAAGAGUAAAAUAAAAUGAAGUAUUUCUUUAUUUUA